Molecule: messenger RNA, 2015 nt
Organism: Entelurus aequoreus (snake pipefish)
Lineage: Eukaryota; Metazoa; Chordata; Actinopteri; Syngnathiformes; Syngnathidae
Exons: 5
Coding region: 37-660 (207 amino acids)
Source: RefSeq, a predicted model, not a curated record
AUCAUUUGUGAAGAAGCUGAGCAGAAGAUCAGAGAUAUGAAAGUGACAGCUGGACUAUUGGUGUUGCUCCUCACAGUUUGUCACGCUGAAGAACAGCCUUGUGACGGCAGAAAAGAUGGUGUUCAGUGUUACGGAAAGCUGGGAGAGACAAUGUUACUCCGCUUGAUGGACAAUGACCUUGGAUUAUAUAGAUAUAGAUGGGAGACUACCACAACUAUACUGAUGACAGGGGGAAUAGGUGGUAAAGUGAAUCUAUCAGAAAAACGAUUUAGCUUCACCCCAGAAGAAGGACUGAUGAAGAUAAUAAAGUUGGAGAGGAGAGAUAGCGGCAAAUAUACUCUCAACAUUUUUAACGAGGGUGGGAGACUGAUCAUCAGUCAGACUCUACAGUUGUUUGUUGAAGAUUCUGUGCCUGGCGCCAAUUCCACUCGGUGUGACCAACCAACACUCACCCUGCCCGCUGCAUAUUACUGGCUGAUUAUACAGAACGGCAUUUUGGCACCAACAGUCCUGGUAAUGAUCGGGGUAAUGAUCUUUUUCGCUCUGAAGAAAAAGCUAAGCAAGAGACACAGAGCUCAGGAAGACCAGGAAGUGACGUAUGUUAAUGUUUCAAGGGAAACAAAUGCAUCUCAAGAAAGGGGAAGAGCACCAACAAGUUAGCUUUUCAGAGCUUCUAAAAGGAAUGUGGACUUUAAUGCUAAAUUAAUAGGCAGCGUUGGUGAUUUACCCUUUAGUUCAACCUCAACAAGAGUAUAAAAAUAUGUAUAUUUUUGUGAGCAGCUGAUUACACAUGACAAUGAACAAUAACUGAGCUUUAGAUUUUAUUUGGUUUUAUUGGACUUUGGGAAAUUUAAAAGUGCAUCAUAGGGUUAAUUUGACUUCUAUACUGUAAAAUGUUUUAUUUGUUUUUAUUGAACUUUGGGAAAUUUAAAAGUGCAUUACAGGGUUAAUUUGGAUUUAUAUUCUGUAAAAAAAGUUUAUUUGUUUUUAUUUAACUUUGGGAAAUUUUAAAAUUGCAUCAUAGAGUUAAUUUUUACUUGUAUUCUAGAAUUUGUUUUAAUUGUUUUUUUUUUAACUUUGGUAUAUUUAAAAGUGCAUCAUAUGGUUAAUUUUGACUUCUUCACUGUAAAUUAUUUUAUUUUUAUUUUUUUUUAACUUUGGGAAAUUUAAAAGUACUUCAUAGGGUUAAUUUUGACUUGUAUACUGUAAAAUGUUUAAUUUGUUUUUAUUUAACUUUGGGAAAUGUAAUAGUGUAUCAUAGGGUUAAUUUGAGGUUGUAUACUGUAAAAAAAAUAUUAGUUUUUAUUUAACUUUGGGAAAUUUAAAAGUGCAUCAUAGGGUUAAUUUUGACUUGUGUACUGUACAUUUUUUUAUUUUCUUAUUUGUUUUUAUUUAACUUUGGGAAAUUUUAAAAGUGCAUCUUAGGGUUAAUUUUGACUUGUAUACUGCAACAUUUUUUUAUUUGUUUUUAUUUAACUUUGGGAAACUUAAAAGUGUAUCAUAGGAUUAAUUUUGACUUCUAUACUGUAAAAUGUUUUAUUUGUUUUUUUUAACUUUGGUAAAUUUAAAAGUACAUCAUAUGGUUAAUUUUGACUUCUUCACUGUAAAAUGUUUUAUAUGUUUUUAUUCAACUUUGGGAAAUGUAAUAGUGCAUUAAAGGGUUAAUUUGUGCUUGUAUACUGUAAAAAACAACAAUUGUUUUUAUUUAACUUUGGGGAAUUUAAAAGUGCAUCAUAGGGUUAAUUUUGACUUGUAUACUGUAAAAUGUUUAUUUGUUUUUAUUGAACUUUGGGAAAUUUAAAAGUGCAUCAUAGGGUUAAUGUUGACUUCUAUUCUGUAAAAAGUUUUUUUUUUUUUUUUUUACUUUGGGAAAUUUUAAAUUGCAUCAUAGGGUUUUUUUUUUACUUGUAUACUGUAAAAAUGUUUAUUUGUUUUUAUUUAACUUUAGGAAAUUUAAAAGUGCAUCAUAGGGUUAAUUUUGACUUGUAUACUAUACAUUUUUUUAAUUGUUUUGU